CUGAAGUUUCACUGAUACAGAUACUUUAUACACCUACUCAUACAGAGCUUAAUUAAAAUAGGGUUUUUGACCAAAUCCAAAAAUAGAAUCAAAAUAAGAUAUUAUGCAAGAGAUAAGCAAACACAGCAGUCUAGACAUUUUGGUAGAUGAUUGAGUCAAUAAAGAUUACAGCUGUGAAGUUUACUCUUGCUUCCUGCAUUGAAAUAGAGAUAAUCGUGUGUUUACAAACACACAAAAUUUGUUACGUAAAACAGAAUGAAGUGUCUGCAGCAAAGACGCAGUAUAUUUUAUAAUUUCAAAAAUAGAAAAGCGAACAAGCCUACAGGGUCUGAGGUGUUGACUAGUUAUUUGAAACAGUGUAAAGAACCUCCUUGGACGUCGUAUUUUGUGAAGUAUAGCGAUAUUGUGGAUGAUCAGUGGGGUAAAUCUCAUUUCAAUUGGCUAGUGGGCUUCUCAAACUAUCACAUUUUGAGAACAGGUUGUUUUCCUUACAUCAAGUAUCAUUGUACUAAAAGAGCUGUACAGGAUCUAUCUGUAGACGACUAUUUCUUUAAGGCAAUCAAAGUGUUGAAUUUAGGUACAACAUUGCAUUAUUACUUAAUAUGGUAUGUUUAGUGGUGAUUUUUUAGGUAUUCCAUGCUUUGCUUAUGGAAUAGCGGCGAUAUACUUAAUUAAACAUACUGAAAUUGUUGGGACUAGCCAAGGAGAUGUUCCCAUAUAUUUUCUUUAUCCAGAAGAUAAAGGAUCCUUGUAUUGAAUCACGAAUAAACUGGUGCAUUAACUGGAGAUUUCUUGUUCACAUGAUUUUUGAAUAAAACUUUCAUACUCCC
Messenger RNA from Acanthoscelides obtectus, 830 nucleotides. NCBI's taxonomy places the organism in Eukaryota, Metazoa, Arthropoda, Insecta, Coleoptera, Chrysomelidae. The record is from the annotation of a GenBank genome assembly.